AUGAAUCUAAGACUACUCCUCCCGAUUUGUGCCUUUUUGACACUGACAACGUUUUUAUUGACCAUUAUUGCCAUCUCGGGUUCCACCUCGAAUUAUAAGCCAUUAACAAACAUUUUCAUCGGGGAUGCUGAUAUCUCGAAGAUCAACGUUACAAAAGUUAUGCCACAAGUUGGUCCAAUUUUGACAGUUUUGGGUUCUGCCUUGACUGCUCCAAAUGCUACAGUGGAAGACAUCUUUGGCGCUCUUAAGGCAAUUGCAUCUACUGAGGCCUUGUCUCCUCUACUGCACUUAUUGUCCAAUGCUGCUAACACCUCAACCACACUAUCAUCUUUGACAAAACUGGCCCCAAUGGCUUUACUGGGGUCCAACUCUGGCACAACAGCGGCCUUUUCCGCUCUUGAUGAGCUAUUGGAAACUUCUAAAAACACUACCCAACUCUUGGACGGUUUCAGCACAUUAAUGUCAUCUAUGUCGACCAAUAGUUCUUCUAGUAUGCUUGCCUUGGAAAACACCGUUAUGACCUUACUUGUCGAUUCCUCUGACCCCAUAGGUACGACUGAGUCUUUGAUUACUUUGAAUAAUAUGACUACUGAAGAAAAGAAACAAUUGUCGCCCGUGUUUAGUUUAUUUGGAAGCUCCAAAAACAUUACCGCCACAUCAGAUGCAUUAGGAACCAUCAUGAACUCUACCAUUCCAACAAAAUUGGUUUCUUCAUUGUUUACUAGUCUACAAGACGCCCUUGAUGAAGGCCAAAAUGUGACCGAGACAAUCACAAAACUAGGGGCCACGGUCCCUUCGAGUUUGCAUUCAGCUGUACAAGCUGUUAUUACACUAUUUGACGAAAGUACCUCUCAAAACAUAACGUUGUCAGUAUUGAGCAAUAUGAUUUCUGAAAACAUCACCGAAUCCCCCUCCGCUAAAGUGGCUAUGGUUGCCUUGACGAACCUAUUAGAUUAUACCACAAACCAAACUGAACUCCUUUCAUCUGUCGAAAGUUUAGCUAUCUCUAGCGAGGCUGCUUCCUCCACUAAUCAACUGGUAGCGCUUGAUGAAAUUCUUUCCAGCAGUGCUAACGCCUCCAAGGUUGCUUCACUGGUCCCGGCGUUGGAGGCUCAAUUAGCCAACAAUACCGUACUGCUUAAAUACGUCCCAUAUUUGUUCGAUCUACUAUCUGCAUCCGCUAACCCAGCACUAAGUUUUUCAUCUUUGAUCAACAUUACUAAAUGGGCAGAGACUAAUGCUGCUACAUUCUUACCAAUGUUGAGUAUCUUGAGUUCCGCUGAAAACAUGACAACCAUCACACCAGAACAGCUUAGAGACAUGACUCCAUCUAUCCUUGAGUACUUGAACAUCCCCGUGGUGUACCGUAUAUCUAUCUUCACAAUGUGCCGCGCUCACCUAAACAGAACAAUCUAUUCAUGCAGCAAGUCUCAUGCUGUCCAGAACAUGAAUUUCAGGGCAAUUGUUUACAAUAAUAUUGAAGCAUCUGAAUUUAAGCCUUAUUUGGAAGCCCUAAACAUCGGCAAAGAUGAUUUACAUUUAGACGGUGAAUUACAAAACAGACAACACAUGUAUGUUCCAGCAGUUAGGGCCGCUUUAGCCAUGAAUUUGAUGUGUAUUAUCACAGCCUUCUUCCUAAUGUUAUACUUACUCCUAUUGAGUAGACGCCCCGCGGUCAGUCAAAAACAAUGGUUGAUAUUGGGUUUUAUUUCCUGUUGGGAGUGUACUUUCAGCGGGUUGGGCAGUGCUAUCUUCAGUGUCAUUCUUAAUAUGAUGAAAUCCGGUACCAAAAAGGAUAAUUACGACGUGAUUAUUUCUGGAUGUUCUCCAUUUUAUGGUCUACUGUGGUCUGGAUUUGUACUUGCCUCCUUUGUAUUUCUCUGCAUUGCAUACAGUUGGUGGAUCGGCAGAAAGGAAGCCGGCGUCGUGGGAACUGAGAAAAUCAUUCAAGAAAGUGAUUCUACCUCGAGAAUCAUUGAAGAACAUGAAAGUGUCACUGAUGCUGAAAAGAACUUUGCCAGGUAA
Molecule: messenger RNA, 2025 nt
Organism: Saccharomyces kudriavzevii IFO 1802
Lineage: Eukaryota; Fungi; Ascomycota; Saccharomycetes; Saccharomycetales; Saccharomycetaceae
Gene: INA1
Product: Ina1p
Exons: 1
Coding region: 1-2025 (674 amino acids)
Biological process (GO): fungal-type cell wall organization
Cellular component (GO): cell cortex of cell tip; plasma membrane
Source: RefSeq, a predicted model, not a curated record